AUGGAACAGAUAUGGUUGCUGUUGCUACUAACAACUAGAGUGCUUCCGGGUUCUGCUCAGUUCAAUGGCUACAAUUGUGAUGCCAACCUCCACAGUAGAUUUCCUGCUGAAAGAGACAUCAGUGUCUACUGUGGGGUCCAGGCCAUCACAAUGAAGAUUAAUUUUUGCACAGUUCUUUUCUCCGGGUAUUCUGAAGCAGAUCUGGCCCUGAACGGAAGGCAUGCGGAUUCUCACUGCAGGGGCUUCAUCAGUAACAACACCUUUCCUGCUGUGGUCAUUUUCACCAUCAAUCUGAGCACCUUGGAGGGCUGUGGAAACAAUUUAGCGGUAUCCACAGUUCCUGGAGUCAGUGCUUACGGAAAUGCAACUUCAGUACAAAUAGGAAAUAUUUCAGGAUAUAUUGAUACUCCAGACCCACCAACAAUCAUCAGCUAUCUACCUGGGCUUCUUUACAAAUUUAGCUGUAGUUAUCCAUUGGAAUACCUGGUUAAUAAUACCCAACUUGCUUCGUCCUCAGCUGCCAUUUCUGUGAGGGAGAACAAUGGUACAUUUGUCAGCACUUUGAACCUGCUCCUUUAUAAUGAUUCGACCUACAAUCAGCAGUUAAUUAUCCCGAGUAUAGGACUACCUUUGAAAACCAAAGUAUUUGCAGCUGUGCAAGCCACUAAUCUGGAUGGCAGAUGGAAUGUCUUAAUGGAUUAUUGCUACACGACCCCAUCAGGGAACCCAAAUGAUGAUACUCGAUAUGAUCUCUUCCUUAGCUGUGACAAAGAUCCUCAAACUACCAUCAUUGAAAAUGGUAGAAGCCAGCGGGGCCGCUUUUCUUUUGAAGUGUUCCGAUUUGUGAAACACAAGAAUCAGAAAAUGUCUACUGUCUUCCUGCACUGUGUUACCAAACUCUGCAGAGCUGAUGACUGUCCCUUCCUCAUGCCAGCUUGUGGCCACAGAGAAAGGCGAGACGUGGGGAGGAGGACCACUCUGAGUCCCCGGAGUACUUCUGGAAAUGCCGUUCUGUCUGCGGGUCCCAUCAUUACUCGGAGUGAUGAGACACCAACCAACAAUUCACAGCUUGGUUCUGCACAUGAACCUCAUUUUCAGCUGAAUGCUGUCACCAGUGCCCUGAUAUCAGGAGUGGUCAUUCUGGGAGUCAUGAGCUUUUCCCUGCUUCUGUGCUCACUGGCCCUGUUACACAGGAGGGCGCCCGCCAGCUUGGUGUUGAAUGGCAUACGAAACCCAGUCUUUGACUGA
Rangifer tarandus platyrhynchus (Svalbard reindeer) is the source of this 1248-nucleotide messenger RNA. NCBI's taxonomy places the organism in Eukaryota, Metazoa, Chordata, Mammalia, Artiodactyla, Cervidae. The record is from the annotation of a GenBank genome assembly.